AUGGUCUUAGAGCCGAUCUCACUACACCAUAAAAAUUGGACCAAACAUGGACUGUUGUCCUCCCGAUUGGUCCUCCUCACCCGCGACGACAUCACAAGUUGUCGCUUGUCUAUCCACCCCGACGGACUGUUCCUCUGCAACCCACACCGCAAAGCCUCGCACCGCUUUACUCGCCUGCCACCUCCGCGGGACGCAGCGCGGCUACCCACCGGAGACGCUGCUCAGGCUGCUUCCAUACAGCUGGCGGGCUGGACGCGUGAGCUCCUACAGGCACGGGGAUACACCAUCACGCCCCUCGAAGAGACCCUGGAGGCGGUUCCGGUGGGCGGCGAGAAGGACCGGAAGAUGCGUCUCUUUGGCUACAAACUGGUCAACGAGGGCGCGAUGCCGACUUUGCUGGUGCAACACAGCCUGCCACACACCGUCAACCUCUUCCAGGUAGCCGUGAAGGUGAGGGUGGGGAAGCUGGACGAGACAGUCACGUCUGUCGCUGCGGCUGCAGCUGCUGAAGACGCGGACGGCGCUCCAUCUCCCCCGCGAGUGUCAUGGUACAAGUGGGAAAAUGUGGUGGAGGGGACGGGGCGCGCGAUGGACGUGAACAAUCUCGAGUUCGACAGGCGAGAACGCAGGAUCGUUUUCCGGACGAUGCUGCGGCGUCAGGGGCGCAACGUCUACACGCUAGGGAUCGAGUUCUCUGUCAUAACACACGAGAGGAGAUCUUCUGGGGUCGCUAUUAAUAUUGAUGCGGAGUCCGAGAUGAGUUGGGCACCUAGCGUUGAAGCGGAAUCGUAG
Trametes versicolor FP-101664 SS1 is the source of this 792-nucleotide messenger RNA. RefSeq lists its product as uncharacterized. Lineage: Eukaryota; Fungi; Basidiomycota; Agaricomycetes; Polyporales; Polyporaceae. Bases 1 to 792 code for a protein of 263 amino acids. The transcript has a single exon. The record is from RefSeq and is a predicted model, not a curated record.